UGAAGCGGUGGCCGAGUUGAGUGGCCAAUUGGACGAACUGCAAAAAGCGAAAAGCAACGCCGAAAAGGACCGUCAAUCGUUGCAGAGACAACUGGAGGAUGUCAACCAAAUGGUCGACGCGGAGGUAAGGGCCAAAGUGGAGCAGGAACGCCAGGCCAAGCUACUCGAACAGCAAUUGGCCGAACUGCACUCGAAAUGCGACGAACAGAACAGGCAGCUAGCGGAUGUGGCCACUCUAAAGCAACGUCUCGGGCAGGAGAGUGCCGACCUGCAACGUCAGGUGGAGGAGAUGGAGACGCAACUCACGCAGGUGUCACGUCUCAAGACGCAAUACGUCAGUCAACUGGACGAGGCAAAAUUGGAGGCACAAGAUGAGACCCGAGAACGGCAGCAGUUGAACGCAGCCGCAAAGAAUCUACAACACGAAAUCGACCAACUCAAAGAGUCACUCGAAGAGGAGAUGCAGGCCAAGAGCGAGAUCCUGCGCCAGAUCAGCCGCGCCAACGCCGAGAUUCAACAGUGGAAGGCGAAAUUCGAGGGCGAGGGCCUGGUGGGCGCCGACGAGGUGGAAGAGGCGCGUCGUAAGCAACAGGCACGUCUUCAGGAACUUCAGCAA
This is a messenger RNA of Anisakis simplex (herring worm), 616 nucleotides long. The record is from the annotation of a GenBank genome assembly. NCBI's taxonomy places the organism in Eukaryota, Metazoa, Nematoda, Chromadorea, Rhabditida, Anisakidae.